Molecule: messenger RNA, 2942 nt
Organism: Phyllostomus discolor (pale spear-nosed bat)
Lineage: Eukaryota; Metazoa; Chordata; Mammalia; Chiroptera; Phyllostomidae
Gene: ANKS6
Product: ankyrin repeat and sterile alpha motif domain containing 6
Exons: 16
Coding region: 58-2673 (871 amino acids)
Biological process (GO): innate immune response
Cellular component (GO): cytoplasm
Molecular function (GO): protein binding
Source: RefSeq, a predicted model, not a curated record
CGGUGCAGCCGGCCGGGCAGAAGGGCGCGGGUGGCCGGCGGCGGGCCGCGGGCCGCGAUGGGCGAAGGCGGGCUGCCCCCGGCCUUCCAGCUGCUGCUGCGCGCCUGUGACCAAGGCGACACGGAGACGGCGCGGCGGCUGCUGGAGCCGGGGGCGGCGGAACCAGCGGAGCGCGGCGCGGAGCCCGAGACAGGCGCAGAGCCGGCGGGGGCCGAGGCGGCCGGGCCCGGGGCGGCGGCGGCGGCCGGAGCGCCGGUGCCCGUGGACUGCUCCGACGAGGCAGGCAACACGGCGCUGCAGUUCGCCGCGGCUGGGGGCCACGAGCCGCUGGUGCGUUUCCUGCUGCGCCGCGGCGCCUCGGUCAACAGCCGCAACCACUACGGCUGGAGCGCGCUCAUGCAGGCGGCCAGGUUUGGGCACGUGAGCGUGGCGCACCUGCUCUUGGACCACGGGGCUGAUGUCAAUGCCCAGAACCGGCUGGGGGCCAGCGUGCUCACUGUGGCUUCUCGGGGUGGCCACCUGGGUGUGGUGAAGCUGCUCCUGGAAGCCGGUGCCUUGGUGGACCAUCCCAACCCCUCAGGCGAGCAGCCGGGGGCCGGGGACAGCAGGGACGAGCUGCUGGACAUCACAGCCCUGAUGGCGGCCAUCCAGCACGGGCACGAGGCCGUGGUGCGUCUGCUGCUGGAGUGGGGGGCCGACCCCAACCACGCAGCACGGACCGUGGGCUGGAGUCCGCUGAUGCUGGCGGCGCUCAUUGGGAGGCUUGGCACGGCCCAGCAGCUGGUAGAGAAGGGGGCCAACCCUGACCACCUCAGCGCGCUGGAGAAGACUGCCUUCGAGGUCGCACUUGACCGCAAGCACAGGGACCUUGCAGAUUACCUGGACCCACUGACCACCGUCAGACCCAAGACAGAUGAGGAGAAAAGGCGACCUGAUAUUUUCCACGCACUGAAAAUGGGAAACUUCCAGCUGGUCAAGGAGAUUGCCGACGAAGACCCUAAUCACGUGAACCUGGUCAACGGGGACGGGGCCACCCCCCUGAUGCUGGCAGCUGUCAUGGGGCAGCUGCCCCUGGUGCAGCUGCUGGUGGAGAGGCACGCCGAAGUGGACAAGCAGGACAGCGUGCAUGGCUGGACGGCCCUCAUGCAGGCCACCUACCAUGGGAAUAAGGAGAUUGUCAAAUAUCUGCUAAACCAGGGCGCUGAUGUCACUCUUCGAGCGAAAAACGGGUACACGGCCUUUGACCUGGUGAUGCUGCUGAGUGAUCCCGACACGGAACUUGUUCGACUGCUGGCAUCUGUCUGCAUGCAGGUGAAUAAAGACAAGGGCCGGCCCAGCCACCCGUCACCCCCGCCCUGCUCGAAGGUCCGACAGCCCUGGAGUGUCCCAGUGCUGCCCGAUGACAAAGGCGGGCUUAAGUCCUGGUGGAGCCGGAUGUCCAAUCGGUUUCGGAAGCUCAAGCUGAUGCAGACUCUGCCCCGUGGGCUGUCCAGCAACCAGCCGCUGCCUUUCUGUGAUGAGCCAGAGCCUGUGCUGGACUCCACCAUGCGGGCAGUCCCCCAGGACAAGCUAAGCCGCUCUGGGCUCCCUGACGUGGCCCCCUCAGUGAAAGACAGUGGUCCUGGGAGCACGAGGGGAGAGAAGGAAGACGCGUUAUUGACAACCAUGCUUCGAAACGGAGCCCCCUUCACCAGACUCCCGAGUGACAAGCUGAAGGCCGUCAUUCCCCCUUUCCUACCCCCCUCCAGCUUUGAGCUGUGGAGCUCCGACCGGUCCCGGACAUGCCACGAUGGGAAGGCCGACCCCAUGAAGACUGUGCUGCCCCAGAGAGCCAGCAGGAGCCACCCCCUGGGUGGCGGGGGCACAGACACCGUUACUCCUGUCAGGCCGGUUAAAUUUCCAUCUCUCUCCAGAAGUCCAGUCUCUCCGGCCAAUUCUGGAAACUUCAACCACUCGCCUCAUUCCUCAGGUGGCUCCAGUGGGGUAGGGGGCGUGAGCAGGCACGGCGGGGAGCUGCACAGCCGCUCAGGUGGCAGCAUAGACAGUGUCCUGUCCCAGAUCGCCGCCCAGAGGAAGAAAGCAGCCGGGCUGUCUGAGCAGAAGCCCGGCCAUCGGUCAAGUCCUGUUGGGCCAGCACCUGGGUCCAGCCCUUCUGAGCAUCCAGUCUCCCCCACAGGUGGUGGUGGUCCUGGCAGCAAGAAACUGGAGACAAGCAAAAGGCCUCCUUCUGGAACAUCCACUACCUCCAAAAGCACCUCCCCCACCCUCACACCCUCCCCUUCACCCAAAGGCCACGCCGCGGAGUCCUCGGUGUCCUCCUCCUCCUCCCACCGGCAGUCCAAGAGCAGUGGGGGCUCCAGCAGUGGCACCAUCACUGACGAGGACGAACUGACUGGAAUCCUUAAGAAAUUGUCACUUGAGAAAUAUCAGCCCAUUUUUGAGGAGCAAGAGGUAGACAUGGAGGCGUUCCUCACCCUCACCGAUGGCGACUUAAAGGAGCUGGGGAUUAAGACAGACGGGUCCAGGCAGCAGAUUCUGGCAGCGAUUUCCGAACUGAACGCAGGCAAGGGACGGGAGAGACAAAUUUUACAGGAAACCAUUCACAACUUCCAUUCCUCCUUUGAGAGCAGUGCCAGCAACACCAGGGCCCCUGGAAAUAAUCCCUGUACAUGAUCCUCUUUCCUGUGGUCACCAGCGUGAGCUUUCUGGAUCUCGGUGCUGCCUCCACACAGCCAGUGCGCCAGCCGCCCUCAGCUCUUUGCCGUCCCCCAAGACACACCGUGCUCUGUCACGCCGCUGUGCCUCAGUCAUGUUGUUCCCUCUGCCUGGAACACCCAUCUCCCCUUCUCCGCUGUAGUGGUGGUGAUGCUCAUGGCUGUAACAAACUCCAACACACUAGACACUUCAUCUCACAUAAAGUCCGGUACGGCUGCCGCUUGCUU